GAAGCAUGUGAUGAGGCGUUUGAAAAAUGGCGACAAGUGGUCGGCAUCGAUUUCAUGGAGACAACUGAUGCCAAAAAAGCCGACAUUGUCAUCAGUUUUGAAGACCUUCCAUUAUCCUUGAUGAACGGCUGGUUACUUCCAGCAGCAGCAAUCGCCAGCCGUCCUGGAAACAGCAGGAUUAUCCUAGACAAAAGCCGCAUUUGGGGCUAUCGAAACCAUGUUCCAGUGAGUAUGGCUAAAACACGUUAA
Strongylus vulgaris is the source of this 249-nucleotide messenger RNA. NCBI's taxonomy places the organism in Eukaryota, Metazoa, Nematoda, Chromadorea, Rhabditida, Strongylidae. The record is from the annotation of a GenBank genome assembly.